UCGAUUUGUUUGGGUUUGGGUUAAAGUCUUACCAGUAAUAUUCAGGAUUUGACAAGAUGUCCAAGUACUUAUGAUUUUUCAAUUAUGAUUACUUCGCAGCUAAGUGUUUGCUUUGAUUUUAUUAAAAGUAUAAAUUCUUGGACCUUUAACGUGGUGUUUCGAUUUACAUUGUUGACUCGAAUCGAUGAUAGAUCAUAAUGAUCAGCGUGGAAGUGCGCAGUUGUGGAGGGGAGAAGAAUCGCGCUCCCAUCCUGCAACGGGGUCGGCACAGUCCAUUUCCGUUCCGGCGUCUCCUCUCUCUUUGUCCGCCAUUUUCGCCUUCUCCUGCCCGGUCGCCGAUUGUCUUCGCCAAAUCCGAGCCCGAGUUGACAAGUAAAAAUGGAAAGACGGGGUGGAUUCAGAGGCGGUCGUGGAGGACCUAUGAGAGGUGGCACACGUGGUCGGGGUGGCUUUACUAGUGACCAACCCCGAGGAAGGGGGCGUGGAGGAACAGGCCCAGGCAUGGGAGGAGGCCGUGGAACAUUCGUAAAACGCGAAGGCAUGGAAGGAACCCGGGGUGGAUUCCGAGGCGGGAGAGGUGGCCCUGAAGGCAGGGGACGAGGCGGCUUCAUGAGGGGCAACACCCGAGGGAACGGUGGCCCUCCACGCGGCGUACCGAGGAGCCGAGGAGGCCCUCCGAUGCCAGGCAAAAGACUGCUCGGCCCCCCAAAUCCCGUUUCUAACAAAAGGAGUAGAUUUGACGGGCAAUCUGAAUACGCAAAAUCCAACGGAUAUUCAGCACCAUACCCCUCUUACGACAACCAUCCUCCGCAACCAUCAUACGGGUCUCAGCCAGGUCCCGGUUAUGGUUCUUAUUCCUCUUACGAUACCCAUCCCACAGCCCCAGUUUAUUCUACCCAGACACCUGGAUAUGGUGAAUCUUAUGCUGAUGGCUAUGGUGGACGUGGUUAUGGUGACAGCGAUGGUUACAGCCAGCCCGGAGGGAACUAUUACGGCGGUAGCAGCGGCCAACCCGGUGGCGAUUACAACUACACACCAGCUCCUGACAUGAGAUACCCAUCGCAACCACCUGCAUAUCAGGAUCAGUAUGCUAAACCUCCACGCCCCUAUGAACAAUCUUACAGCACCAGUGGCGGUGGCGGAAGCUACACUUAUAACAACACUUAUCAGCCUGCUGGUGGCUACGGCGAGAGGCCUUAUCCUUCGUCAAGUGGUGGUUAUGGAUGAUGAAAAGAAAUCUUGGGAUUUGUCUGUUGAGCGCAAAAGCUUUUUGAUAUUCGCUGAGGCCUAACGACACGAACUGUAAGUUGCGCUUAUGUACUUAUUGUGAGUGAAGGAAUUAUUUCUUCUGAAGGCGAGCUUUUUCUUGUCUCAAAGCCGAGCGAUGGUUUUGUUUGUGACGAGACAACCUCAUGGAUCUCCUUCCUGCCAUGCGUGUGCAUAUGAUGAUGGAACGAUUGAUUUCUCAUUACUUACAACAGAGAAAUUGUUCAUCAAAGGCUCAUCAUGUCUAUUAAGUUAAAUUUCUCAAUUAUAAAAUGUACAAAUUUGUUAAAAGAUGUCCAAACAAGGUUUUUUAAUUUAUUGACAAAAUCGACCAAUAAUUGUAAUGAUGUAAUGAACACCUACAUCAUUCACUAUGUCAUUAAAAGGUUUUUUAAUGUUUAUAAUACCAGCAAUAAAAAGACGUCAGGGGGUGGCCACAACGGUUUAGGCGUUGACA
This is a messenger RNA of Cimex lectularius (bed bug), 1723 nucleotides long. RefSeq names its product interleukin enhancer-binding factor 3. The transcript is spliced from 9 exons. Bases 379 to 1227 code for a protein of 282 amino acids. NCBI's taxonomy places the organism in Eukaryota, Metazoa, Arthropoda, Insecta, Hemiptera, Cimicidae. The record is from RefSeq and is a predicted model, not a curated record.